CAUGCUUCUGGACUGUUUUCAAUAGUUUUAUUUAUUUUUAUAUAUUCUUUGAAUUUGUAACGUGUUUGGCGCCAAGCAAACACAGUGCUGUUAAAUGCGCAUAGAUGCACGGCACGAAAAAAGUAUUAGACGAUUCAUAACACAAGAAGUAGUAGCAAUAAACAGAAGCAACAAUUUGCCAAGCACCUGGGCGAUAGAGGACAAUGCACGGGACUUACGCCAGCGAGCAGCCAACAGAUUUUCAGGCAGCGACUGCCGCAGCAGCAGCAGCUGCCGCAGCCGCCGCCUCUGCCUCUGUCUCCGCAAUGCGAACAACAGCUGAGCAGCGAGACAUGGAACGGGAGCAGAAUAGCAACGAUCCCGACGAAUGGAGCAUGAGUGAGUGUGGAUUUGCUGACAGCGAUGUACAACGUGCAAUACGCGGCGGCAGCGCCGCCGAAGACAUUACACAAUAUCCCAUACAUGGUUGGGUGGACGUGACUGAUGAAUUCCACGAUGCGUGUUCCGAGCUAUUGCCCGGCGAGCUAGCCCAGGAUAUGCUGUUCGGUUUAUUUGAGGCUAUGUCUGCGAUAGAGAUAAUGGAUCCGAAGAUGGAUGUGGGCAUGGGCUUCGAUAAAUUUGAUUUGCCUCCGCCUUCCUUUGAAGCUGCCGUAGCGAUGGGUGCUAUUAAGCUGGACGGCUUGAAGCCCGCUGAGCUGAUUGGCAUUUUUGAUGCGCUCUUUGCCUGCUUGGUCUCUUGGCUGGAGGGCAACUCAAUGGAUCAAGUGCUCUUCACCUGCCUCUAUCUGCAUGCCCCGUCACAGAUUCAGGAUAAGGCGCUGCGCGUCUUCUGUACCGCUGUGCGUAAUCUCAUCGUGGUCAUUAAGAACAUCAUCAUACUGGCUGCCGUUAACGAGGAAGAGGACUUUCAAUUGUAUGGCAAUUCGGCGCUGCUGGCAGCGGAAAAAGCACAGCCCUCUACGAUUGCCGGUCUAUUGAAGGAGGUGGAGGAUGAGCUGGUGCGCAAGUGCAAGCAACUGACGUCGACUGAGAAUCAAAAUCUGAUGGCUGUGGUGCAUCGAUUGCGCUUCAUGCGCCAUUUAUUUCAAGCCAUCUACCAGGUGGAGCUGAUGGCGGGCGCCGACAGUGCCGAGGAGGCAGUCAAUGAGAUUUAUAAAAAUCUCAAUGUGGCUUCCGAGCUGCUGCCGCUCAUCAAGCGCACCAUCGAUCGUGGCACGCAGCCCGUGGAGGGUUCUGAGGCACCCAAUCCCAUGGGCUUCUCGCCGCGCAUACAUGACAGAAGCCAACCGCCUACGUUUCCACGGAGCAUCAAAAUACGCGAUCGUCCCGCCAGCUAUCAGUUUCUGGAGGAGAUGGUGGCGCGCUUUAAGUACGCCUGCAAAGUGAUCAGGUACAAGGACUACUACUCAGCGCUGAACUUCUUUAUCGAAUACAGCCGUAAAUCGGGACACUGCAUUCUCUCACGCAGCGUGCUACAGAGCCUCUUCAACUCGAGCAUCCUCUUGGCCCAUGGCAAACAGUCAAUGAAGCAAUUCUUGAGGCAUUCGGUGCAGGCAUUUAAUUCCCCUCCAGUACUGAACCCCAAGCACCCGGUGGCCAACGAUCCCAAGGUGCAGCAGCAUUUGGAAACCUUCUUUCGCUAUUGCAUCAACAUGAAAACCUUCAAUCAGUUUAUUCGUCUUUGCGGCUUUAAUCGUGCUCGACAGCGCGAUAAGUUGGCGCACUUGAUAGAGAACUUCGAUCCGCUGCAGGUAGACGCGGCACGAUUGGAUUCGCUAAUGAAUCAGAUGGCCAACGAUCGUGCCAUGGAGGGUAACGAGUCGCACGCAACGGCGCUGAAACAUAGUACCCACUUCUCCACCUGGGUGCUCUACAACUGUUUCCGUGCAAUGCUCAUCUAUUUGAUGUCCGGCUUUGAGCUGGAGCUGUAUGCCGUGCACGAGUUUCUCUACAUCUAUUGGUAUCCCUAUGAGUUCCUAAUCGGAUUUCUGGUUUCGGCCUUGACGCGCACCGAAAAUAUAUUGCUAGCACAGGAGGAAUAUGCCGAGCAUCAAAGCAGAAUUCAAUCGAAUGGCGGCAACAGCGGUUCAGGCGGCAAGAAUCGUAAAGCCGCAAAGCCCAAAAAGAACAAGAAGCAACAACGUCCCUAUCGUCAGGAAAUUGUCUACUAUCACGCCUUGCUUAGCCUGUGCGGCGGCAUGUACAAAGCGAUGGGCGCUUUAACCAAAGACGGGCGCGUGCGUCUACCCAUGUCAAAGUUUGACAAUGAGGAGAUACGCUACAAUCGACGCUUCGCGCCCUUUAUGCCGCUGACCAGUCCGCCGCCCGUUUCCUAUGCUGAGUUCAAGAAUAUACGAGAUCACAUGAUGCUCAACAGCGUCGAGGAGCUGUACAGCUUUGCGGCCAAGCACUUCGAUCAGGCACGUAAUGUACUGGAGAGCAUACAGAAUCCAGAGCAGGAGAUUUUGGAUCUGCUGCAAAUAGCUCGCACAAAUUUCGUCGUUAUGAAUGUGCUCGCCCGUGGUCAUCAGAAGGAGGUGAAGCGUCAACCAGAGUUCGAUUUCAGCAAGCAUAGCUAUUUUCCCAUUAUCAAACUAAAGUAGUCAGUGAGCAUCGAUUCGUAAUCAUAUUAGUUGUCUUAGAUCGUCGCCGUAUUUCUUUUUCUUUUCUUACAAUUUGUUUCGUCCUUUAAAAAAAUAAAAUUGGUUUGUAUACAUACAGCAGAGACUGUAACCCAAA
Drosophila navojoa is the source of this 2739-nucleotide messenger RNA. It is a transcript of the gene Naa35, whose product is annotated as N-alpha-acetyltransferase 35. Gene Ontology annotation, biological process: N-terminal peptidyl-methionine acetylation. The record is from RefSeq and is a predicted model, not a curated record. Lineage: Eukaryota; Metazoa; Arthropoda; Insecta; Diptera; Drosophilidae. Gene Ontology annotation, cellular component: NatC complex.